CUUCCCAUUUCUUCAUCAAUAAGUUAUGUCGUCAAAGUCUUCUUCGUAGUUUGAAUUUUAGUCGAAAUACUUUGCAGAGAAUUGAAGCUUAUAAUUAUUUUUGAUUCGUUUUUCCAACGUGAACGUGAAGGGGGAUCGGAGCUUCUAGUUAAGGAUGGACUAUUUCGCACACUUGCCGGAAGGCUGCAUAUCCGAAAUCCUUUCGUUGACGUCGCCGGAAGAUACCGCGAGAUUAUCGGCGACGUCGAAGGGGUUCAAGGCGGCGGCCGAAUCGGACUCUGUUUGGAACAGAUUUCUUCCGCCAGAUCUCACCGAUAUCAUCUCAAGAUCGGCGUCUCCGGUGGUGUAUUCCAACAAGAAAGAGCUUUACUUCACCCUCUGCAACUCUCCCAUUCUCCUUGACGACGGAGCCAAAUUGGUGCGCCCAACGACGGGGCCAGGACAUUAUUUGAGUGGAGGCGAAAGAGUAAAGAGCUUUUCACUUGAUCGAAGGAGUGGGAAGAAGUGCUUUAUGAUUGCAGCAAGACAACUAGAUAUUAUAUGGGGAAACGAAGACCAUUGCUGCCAAUGGGCAUCUCUCGCCGACUCCAGGUUCUCAGAGGUGGCUGUUAUCCGGAGAAUCAUAUGGUUUGAUAUUCGGGGCAAGAUCGCAACUAAGAUGCUCUCUGAAACCACAAAUUACGCAGUUUAUCUAGUGUUUAGAUUCGCAGGCAGCGCCUACGGCCUUCAAUCAUCACGAGCGUUGGUUAGAUUGGUUAGUCGAGAGAGCAACGAGGAGGAUGCACAAAAUGGAGCAGAUAAUCUGGUCAAUCUAUUUAUCGGCGGCGUCCGGCGGCAAGAGAGAAGCGACGGAUGGAUGGAGGUGGAAAUGGGUAGCUUUUACAACGACGCAGGAGACGACGGCGAUGUGGAAGCGCAGUUCAUUGAGUUGUGGCCCUUCAGGUGGGAGAGGGGUCUUAUUGUUCAAGGUUUUGAGUUCCGCCCUAAAUGACAAAACUCAAUCGUUACGCUGUGGACACGGUUUUAUG
Molecule: messenger RNA, 1028 nt
Organism: Ipomoea nil (Japanese morning glory)
Lineage: Eukaryota; Viridiplantae; Streptophyta; Magnoliopsida; Solanales; Convolvulaceae
Product: putative F-box protein PP2-B12
Exons: 3
Coding region: 155-991 (278 amino acids)
Molecular function (GO): protein binding
Source: RefSeq, a predicted model, not a curated record